Messenger RNA from Lycium barbarum (goji berry), 1883 nucleotides. RefSeq lists its product as uncharacterized. Gene Ontology annotation, biological process: proteolysis. The record is from RefSeq and is a predicted model, not a curated record. The transcript has 8 exons. Gene Ontology annotation, molecular function: ATP binding; ATP-dependent peptidase activity; metalloendopeptidase activity. Bases 81 to 737 code for a protein of 218 amino acids. NCBI's taxonomy places the organism in Eukaryota, Viridiplantae, Streptophyta, Magnoliopsida, Solanales, Solanaceae.
UGUUGUGCGGCAUAUUUUAUAAAAUCAAACACACCAUUACAGUGAUUCGAGCCUUUGCUGGGGAGAAGGAAUGUAAAGGAAUGCGACGUGGUAGAGCACUGAGAAGGUUUGAUAAAGAGUUAGCAAAGGGGAAUUACAAAGCUGCUCACUCUCUGUUGAAGCAAUUACAGUACAAGACUGGUGGCCUACUUGGCUUCGGUUCUGCCAAAUUGGUGCCUAAAAGAUUACCAGCAAUGAAUGGACAAGAACUAUGUAUGGUUGAUGAAUCUUUAGUUGACUCAGUUCUGUGUUCAAUCAAAUAUAGCAUCGAGUUUGCUCUAUCAGAUGAGGAGGUCUUAUUAACGGGAAUGGAAGAUGAUCUGGGGAGUGAAAGCGAUGAUUCCCCUUAUGAAGAUCAUCAAAUGUGUUUGCAACAUGAGGCUGGCCAUUUUCUGGUUGGUUACCUGGUCGGGGUCUUACCAAGAAGCUAUCAAGUACCUAGGGUAGAAGAUAUAACACAGGACAAGUUUGCUCAGGGAAAUGUGCAGUUUCUUGGCUUUGAAUUUCUCAAAGAAGUUGAUAUGAGCACUAUCUCAAGCAAAAGCUUUACCCAAGGCACGGAAAACAGGGCCAAGAUCUCAUCCCAGACUUUGAACAGGUUCUUGUGUGUAAUACUAGGAGGGUUAGCAGCGGAGCAACUGAUAUUUGGAUACUCAGAAUUACUUCACUCAGAUGUUCAAAAGGUCACAUGCUCAUGAGGAGUUGAGUAACUCUCAAAAAAUAACUAGUCUUUUUUCUAUAGCAGACUUUGAACAGGUUCUUGUGUGUAAUACUAGGAGGGUUAGCAGCGGAGCACCUGAUAUUUGGAUACUCAGAAUUACUUCACUCAGAUGUUCAAAAGUGUGCAGUUGGACAGAGUGCUAAGUUGGUUGUGCCUCAAUGAGAAUGAAGCUAACUCUCUGGUAAGACGGGCUGUACUUACCACUUUGUCACUAUUAAGUCAUCAUCACGAGGCUCGAUCAAGACUAGCAGAGGCCAUGGCUUCAAGAAGAUCCAUCGGUUAUUGUAUUGAUAUGAUAGAGAGCACUUUGUGAGACCAUAUGGUUUAGCCUAAAUGAGUCACUGACUUGGGGGACCAUAUCAUUUUUAACUCAACAAGUUCCCCUUCCCCAUUUUCUUGGAGCAUCAGAAUACAUAAGAGAGGUUACCUAAUUCGGGAGACUAAAUAAUGCUACUCUCCAAUCUCUCAUAGAGCAUUAGAAACUCUAUUUAGUAAGUUUCAUUUACCCUAGUUGAAAUCACCUGGCCCUGCAAUGCAGUGUUAUUGGGAAGUCCUUUAGAAAGAAGAAAAGGAAAAGUAAGGUCCAGUGGUCUAGAUCAGAAGAUCACAUGUAAUGCUGAAUGUUUUGCUUAGGUCAAUUAAGUCGAACAUUAGAAUAUUAUGCUGCAUGUUGGGCCUACUCUGUUUGGUGUUCACUGGUGAUAUUACUAUAGAUGCAUCCUCGUCGAAGAGACCUUUAAACUCUGGAGUUGACUUAACCAACAAAGCAAAGCGGUCUCUUUCUUCUCGGUCUAUGUCAGUUGCAAUCUGCAUCUCAAGUUAUCAUGCAUUUUCGGAAUGGAGAAAAACAAAAAGGAAAGAGAUGGAGCUCUCCGUCUUUUAACACUUUGGACUUGCUCCCUAGAUAGCAAGAAGCAAACAAGGGUAGUUUUUUUAGUUAUUACAUAUCGUCCUUAAUGACGUUACUGAUAGAUAGGUUAUUGAUCUGAUUGUGUCAUUAGAUUUCAGUUCAUUGUAAGUUAAUAUGAUAAUAUCAAGCUCAACUUGUAGGAUGAGAUAUUGUAUUUGAUCUUGGGAUUAUGUUCUGUGUUUGUGAAAAUAAAUCAUUUUUGGGAUUUCAUUA